UGAUAAAAAAGAGUAUUUUUUUGCACUUUCAAAAUUGUUGGUGAGAAAAUUUGUGGUUUUCCUGCCCUCAGAUUCCCCGUCAUGCAGUGCGAGCGCAUGCGCAGAAGCCAAAUAACAAGAGUAACUAUGGCGCUCCUGUCUUUGGAAAAUGGACAUGAAUUCAGUGGGAAAAGGCCCUAAAGAAAGGCAUAUAGCGUUUAUGUUAGCUGAUGCACUUCGACAAGAAGAUGCAGAGAAGUUCCUAGAAGUUUACGACACUGUUAUUCCUCAGGAAAUGCCCCUUGAUGAGGUAGAUCACAUCAAGGAACGUGCUCGAGAGUUGUCCGAACUCCCCGAGGAAUACUUUCAGCAGGAAUUCAGGCUUGUCAAACAAUCCCUGUCCUCCUCAUCGUCGGUCGAUCAGCCUGGCGCUGGUCCGUGUGAGGACGACGGUCCGUCGGUUGACCUUCCUGAGGAAUAUUAUCAACGCAAGCGUCGCCUACAAAAACGUGCGAGCCCGGGUUGUAGCUCAGCGUCCACGGCAAGUAACAAUACGGAUAACCAGGGCCAGAGGGGCACAGGGACUUGUGGGCAAGCCCUGAAGCAUGCAAAGAUCGGCGUCCUAGAACAGAUAGCAAAGACAACAUCAGCACUUGCAGCUCUUCAGUCAGCUACCACAGAGUUAACGGUGAUUCAAGAAGGCGGGUGUGGCGCCGACGGCCAAGACAAGGAAGAAAAAGAGUUGUCCGCCACCUCUAAAUACCCUGUAUCCACCCGUGCUACGCUUCCAUCCCUUUCGCAGCUGUACAAAACGGCGGAGAAACUGAAAGCUUCAAGCGAGCAGCUAAGGAAAAUGUGGGAAAACAGGGAAAGCGAGAAGCCCCCGUUCGGAUACCCUCCGGAUGCUACCAGUAUUACGAAUUCUGCAAUGGCUCUAUUGAAUAAAGGAGAGACUAAAGAAGGAGAUAGUUCACUUGAUGCAAUCCCUACUACGGGGCUGGAACGCCGAGGUUCCCUGGACAGUGGAAAAGAUGAUGACAGGCAGUAUGAGUCUAGUGGCAGCAGAAGAAGUAGUGUUUCGCAAGGCGGUCGCAAAAAGAAGAAAAAGAAGAAGAAGGCUAAUAAAAGUGGAAAGCAACAGUCUGUGGGUGCCUUAAAGUCUGCCUCAUCAGAAUGUUCUAUAGACAGUGACAGUGGGACCAUAAACAGUCAAGAUGGGGCUAGCUCCAACUCAAUCGACAGUGGUAAGAGUAACGCUUCUAAUCCCGAAAAGAAGGAGACAGAUCCCGUUGUUAUAGAAAAAGCACAAAAUCCAGAAAACACUUCAGAAAAAUUAACUCUUACCAGUAACGGACUAUCGAAGGACAUGGUCAAGGGGAAUGCCGCGAGAAUCGGAAGCGAGCUCAUGAGUGCACAGCAGCAAAAUUCUACAGAUAUUCCUCUCAAUCCGGGAACUAUGCAAGAUGGCACCAAGUCUGUAGGACAGUCCGCAUCGAGUCCUUGGGGAGGGGGAAUGACCUACGCUAGCAAACUAAAAGCAGGGCUUGAGAAAUUUCGAGACGGGGAUCCCGGCUUGAACAACAAAGACUCCAUGGACGGAGAGGGGAGUGGGAACAUAGUCUUGCCAGAGGGAAGCGUUGGAGAUGCGAUAGUGCCAAACGGAUUACCGGUGGUUGAAAUAUGUCCGAAGGAAGAGGAGACUGUGGCGAACCUGCCCCAGGACGUUGGGGGGACACACGAUAAUGCCAAAAGCCAGGAGGGAGAGGGGUACCCCCAUCCAAGUGCUGCCAAUAUGGAGAAGAACGUUACACAGAACAAAGGGACAGGAAAGGUCGAUCCUGCAGAAGGCAAGGGUCCUGCGAUGGCUGGGCCCCCCGAAGCCUAUGCAAGGAAGGUGUGCACUCGCGCCACUCCCCUCGGAGCGGUGUCGUGCUCGGAGGAGUGCAAGACUCAAGGGAAGGAGGAGACGUCCCUCCAGGCCAUCCUUCUCAACUUUGAAAACAGUCCAUUUCAGUUCCUCUCGCCGUCGGAGGUGUUCGACGGGCCCAACGUUAACGCGGACAGUGCAAUUCGAGGUAGUAAUCAAUCGGGGCAGAACAUGCCAGCCGGAGGCCAGGGGGACGGGGGCAAGCUUCACGUCCGGGUGAGCAGGGAUUUCUCCCUCACUCCCCCGGAGGUGCCCCAGUACGAGUUUGGACUUGGGAAUACCGUCUUGCCAGGUAGUAUAGGUGUAGUGAUGAUGGACAAUGCUGCUGUAAGAAACGUAGACAUGACCAAAGGGAACUGUUCACACAAAGAGGACCCUGGGGUGCACGUGGAGAGGCCCCCCGUCGUUCCCUCUGUACCGGAGGAAAUAACGUACAACUUUCAGGAGGCUGCCAACUACUUGUACAGAGAAUGGGAACAAACCUUUAAGCAGUGUCAAGAAGAUCCAACAAAAGUGCAGUACUACAAGAGUGGGCUUUCAGCGUAGCUAUGGUAACAGAGAGGAGAUGGACUGCGCUUCUAAAUUGCCAUUCAAAAAAAGCAUUGCAAUCUCCUUCAGAAGAAAUACAGGGAACGAGUGUUACAUUGUUUCUGGGUGACUGCAUUAAAGUCGCGUUUGCAGUCAGCAAUACCACAGCUGAAUGUGGUCACUCAUAGAUUCCCAAAACAGCUGACUUCAUUUACUAAACGCUAAGAACAACGAAUCAGGAAUGUUCCCAGCUCUUUUCCAUCAAAGACAGAGGUGGGGUUUUUAGCCCAAUCAAGCCGGCCACAGUAGAUAGUUCAGUAUUGUUAGCUAAUCGCAGUUGACAAACGGCCAUCCAUGCAACCGACCAUGAAAAAGACUGGAAGGGAAAUCUUUAGACAACACUACAUUUACAUGUACCAUAUACAUGAGCCUGCAAGUACAAGAGGUUCGACAGCUUCAGAAGUGAAAUUUGGAGAAGAAAAGCGGACAAUUGACUUGCAAGCAACUUUGAUCCAGUAUAACCAUUUUAUGACAAGUUACUGCAGAGUUUAAGUGGCUAUGGAGAGGACAAUGGAUUUAAUUAUCGUUCAUCGCUUGGGAUGGUGUACCAGUCACUACAAUCUUUCUUGGUUUUCGCUCUAUUGAAAGGGAGGAAUCAGCCAAUUUGAAGGGAAUUUCUGUGGUGUCAUUGGCGUUCUCUCAGCUAUGUGAAACAAAGGUUCUGCCAUGCAAUGUAAGGGGCAGAAAGUCAGUGCUUUCAUGUGCAAACGAACUACCAUGUAAGUUUUAACUACCGAUUUUGCAGUACUAGUCAUAACAGAUAGAGGGAGCUUUUGUACUCAUAACGCUAUACAGAAGUACUGUUGUGUGAGUUGAUGUCUUGUACAGGUAGCUUUGAGCAUCAUUUCAAUCUGGACGCAGUUUGAACAUCACAAACCAAAGUUGGGCUUGUACCCAUAAUGUACAUUGUAAGUAAAUAGUAUUCAGCUAAAGCUGUCUUAGCAGAAGGUUAAGUUUUGUAUCUAAAUCUCUGGAAAAAAAAGAACAAAAAUGUGCUGUUUAACAGUGGUAGGAAUGAUAUGUUUCAAACAUGACAAAUAUCUAAAGUUUUAUGCAGCUUUAAGAAGAAUUUUUGUAAGUAACUGUAAAUAAUUGUUCAAAGGUUAGGAAAAUUGUUGACUGUUUUGAGCCCUGUAAUAUUUCAUAACUCAAGAAACUCCAACAAAAUACAAGUAAGGAGGCAUGUGUCUAGAUAACUGAAUACAGACAUGCUGACUGAGCCAUAGUGUAAAAAAGGAUGGUAUGCAUUUCACCUGAAAUCCAUUUCUCUUUGCAAUUUUGGAGUAAUUGAGCACACAGUAGAAUGUACCAUUCUUGGUACGAUCCACAGUCAACACUUCCAUCCAUUGUUUGUGUAAGGUGAGGUCAACUAGCUAAGAUUAGUAUGUAAUUUGUCAUCAUUCUUUUGCGGUAAUUAUUGUAGGUAUGGAAAGUAUACUUUUGUCAAGGGUUCAUUUCAAUGGUUGAAGAAAGAAAAAAAAGGAAUACUGGUGCCAUGUGAGAAAUCAACUGUUUACCUCUUAUUAUCAACCUUGUCUCUCCUAUGCUCUCACUCUUGCACCAACGUUUAAUUGAUCAGAAUUUUUGUCAGUAAGAUUAAGGUUUCAAAAAACGAAAACUUUUUACCCAUGGUAAUUUGCAGUAGAUUGAUCCAUAGCCCUGCCCACUUCCAACAAAACGUCAUUGAAAAGUAGAAAU
This is a messenger RNA of Branchiostoma floridae (Florida lancelet), 4192 nucleotides long. RefSeq lists its product as uncharacterized. Bases 149 to 2452 code for a protein of 767 amino acids. The transcript has 5 exons. The record is from RefSeq and is a predicted model, not a curated record. NCBI's taxonomy places the organism in Eukaryota, Metazoa, Chordata, Leptocardii, Amphioxiformes, Branchiostomatidae.